Daucus carota subsp. sativus is the source of this 1405-nucleotide messenger RNA. Its product is annotated as WAT1-related protein At2g39510. Bases 50 to 1177 code for a protein of 375 amino acids. Gene Ontology annotation, molecular function: transmembrane transporter activity. The transcript has 7 exons. Lineage: Eukaryota; Viridiplantae; Streptophyta; Magnoliopsida; Apiales; Apiaceae. Gene Ontology annotation, cellular component: plasma membrane. The record is from RefSeq and is a predicted model, not a curated record.
UCUGCUUAUUAUUACCAGACUAAAUAAAAGUAGUACUAGAUAGAAUAGAAUGAUGAUGUUGCAGGAGCGCUUGAAUCGAGCAAAGCCAUAUGUGGGAGUGAUAAUGAUACAGUUCGGGUUUGCAGGUCAGGGUAUACUGGCAAAGACUGCUUUAAACCAGGGGAUGAACCACUUCACUUUCUCUGUUUUCCGAAAUGGCAUUGCUGCUAUUGUUUUUGCUCCUUUUGCUAUCUUUCACGAAAGAAAAGUAAGGCCAAGCAUGACCCUCUCCAUCUUCUUCAAGAUUUUCAUGAUGGGCUUGUUGGAACCAGUAAUCGACCAGAACUUGUACUACGCGGGGAUGAAGUACACAACAGCAACUUUUGCUAUAGCACUCAGCAAUAUUGUUCCUGCUCUCAUAUUCAUCAUGGCUUGGAUCUCCGGGCUUGAAAAAGUGAAAUUAACGAGCAGACAUAGCCAAGGGAAGAUUCUCGGGACAAUAGUGACAGUUGGUGGAGCAAUGGUGAUGACGCUAAUAAAAGGACCUCCGAUUGAAUUGCCAUGGACAAAGCAAGCCAGCUUUCAUCAAUCUUCUUCAACUACUACUACUCUGCAUCCACAUGACUCUGUAAAGGGCGCUGUCAUGAUCGCGGCUGGUUGCAUAUGCUGGGCCUGUUUUACCAUUUUACAAGCUAUUACACUAAAAGAAUAUCCAGCAGAGCUCUCUCUAACGGCUUUGAUAUGUGGCAUGGGUUCCUUGCAAGGCACGAUUCUAACUUUCGCUGUUGAAAGGGGAAAUUUAGCAAUUUGGUCCGUGCACUGGGACACUAAAUUCAUUACCGCCCUCUACAGUGGAGUAAUAUGUUCAGGAGUAGCUUAUUAUGUAUCAGGAGUAAUAAUGCAAGAGAGAGGUCCUGUUUUCGUGACUGCCUUCAAUCCUCUAGGCAUGGUAUUAGUCGCGAUUCUCAGUUCUUUCAUCUUAUCCGAGCAACUGGAUUUAGGAAGUGUCAUCGGAGCUAUAGUCAUUGUUACCGGCUUGUACCUAGUGAUAUGGGGGAAGAGCAAGGAUCAAACUUCAAGUAAGAUCGUCGACAACAAAGAUGAAGAGGCAGCAGCCACAAGUGAUUUGGAAAUGGCAACCAAGGAUGGCCUCAGUGUCCGCGGAGCAAAAUUACCUAGUGAUGCUAGUUCGGUUUAAAUAAAAAUUUAAAUGGAUAGAAAGAUACCAACAAAGUUGACAUAAUUACCAGAGUUUUUUCUGCUGGUCUCUGUUUUUAGCUAUAUAGAAAUGUAAUAGUGCUGUUUGCUAUGAGAUUAUUAUGCUGUAUUAUUGGAGAAUGUUGAGAUGAUGCUCUAAUUGAUUCUCAACUCUGAGGUGGAUGAAACUCCUCCUUAUCGAGUAUAAAAGGUCUCAGGUUUCAUUCAA